Lutzomyia longipalpis is the source of this 3904-nucleotide messenger RNA. RefSeq names its product fasciculation and elongation protein zeta-2 (gene Unc-76). Lineage: Eukaryota; Metazoa; Arthropoda; Insecta; Diptera; Psychodidae. The transcript is spliced from 4 exons. Gene Ontology annotation, cellular component: axon; cytoplasm. The coding region runs from base 520 to 1680 and encodes 386 amino acids. The record is from RefSeq and is a predicted model, not a curated record.
UAGGGUGAUGGCAAACUCCGAGAAAUCAGUACUUUUCGUGACGCAGCGGCUCUUCCGAUCAGAUGAAGGGAUUAAUUUGCACAAUUCCACUUGCAAUCAAAAGUACAUUUAAUUAGCUUUCGAUUAAUCCCUAACUCAUCAUCCGGAUUGAUUUAUUAAUAUAAAAAUAGUUAAAGUGUUUCACGGGAAUCGGUCGAGAUUGAGCGAGAUUCGAGAAUUCCUCAUACAUUUUGUUCAACAAAAAGUGACUUCUUCACAGAAAAAGAGGUUAUACCAUCCCCUUGUUGUUUUCACAUCGCGCGAGCUCCUCUCCCAAUUUUUAAUGCAAUUUUAGCUAAUUCCGCGUAGAGAGCAAAGCUGUAUUGUUGGUGGUGAUUAAAUUCGCGUGAGUGUGGUUCAUUUAUUGUGGUGCGUUAGUGCGUGGAGAGAACCCCGGGCGUGGUAUUCGCGGGCGGAACCCCCCCCCCGAAAAAAAAAAAUACGGCGUAAGAUUGCACUGUAUUGAUUUUUGUGUGUGCGAUGCGGGACUUGACCAAGAUGGCUGAAUUGAAAUUCGAGGCUCCCCUGGCCCAAUUUGAGACAGACGAGUGGGGCCCACUCGACUAUCAAUCCACCAAUAUGGCCAACAUACGCCCCCGUCCCACGAACCGUGACCUCGAGAUGAAUCUCAAGGAGAACGGGAAUGUGCCAUCGUCGGAGACAAUCUGCGAGGAGGCGCCCACGGUGCCAGCGGAACCCGCCACCGUGGGGCUCAUCCUCAAGGAGAACGACAACUUCAAUGAGGCUUUCUCCGGGAGUCUCGAGGAUCUAGUCAAUACGUUCGAUGAGAAAAUUACAAAAUGCUUCGGGAACUACGAGGAAUCCGUCGCGAAUCUCGCUCCAGUGCAAAUCAGGAGUCAGGAGGACAUCAUGAAUGAAUGCCAGAUGUGGUGGACAAUUACGGGAAAUUUCGGGAAUAUCCUCCCAAUUGACUGGAGUAAAUCCUUCACGCGACAAAUGCAAAUUCCCACGCUGAACCUCAGCGAACGCUCCCAGGAGAAGAGCGAAAGUGAGAUGAAUGAUUUGUGUUCAGAGGAUGAGGCGGUGGCCAAUGAUUUGGACAUGCAUGCCCUCAUUCUCAAUGAUAUGGCCAGUGAGGUGGAGGAGCCCAUUAAGACGGCUGAGGAGGUGAUAAAGGAGAUUGUUGACAUUAUGGAUGAGGUGUCAUCAAUUGAGGAUGAACCCCCCACGGAUGGGGGGAGACUGGAGAAGACCAAAGAAAUUUUCGGUGAAAUCUUCUAUGAGGACAAACUCAAAACCCUCACAAUUUCGCAGCUCAAUGAUCUCUACAUGGAGAUGGAGGUGCUUUUCCGGGAAUACUCAGAGACCCUCAUUGCCGAGCUGGCGGCACGCGAUGAGUUGGAAUUUGAGAAGGAGCUCAAGAAUUCCUUCAUCUCACUCCUCUUGGCCGUACAGAAUCGCCGUCGGCAGUAUCAUACGGAGAGGAAGCGCGAUAAGAAUCGACACGAUCCCGAGCCCAAGUACCUCACAACGGUGAUUCCAUACCACAUGGAUGACGGACCGCCGCCGAAUCAUAUUCUCCAGAUUCUCAUCAAGAUUCUCAAGGCAAUAAAUGAAGACAGCCCAACAGUUCCAACACUCCUCACAGACUACAUACUAAAGGUACUCUGUCCAACAUAGAGGAACACGUCAGAGUGCGUGAGGGGGCGGCUAUUUGGUGUGAGACAUUGUGAGGAAGUGGCAUGAGGUAAGGAGUGAAUCACAAUUGUGCUAUAAUUAAGUUAAAUAUUCAAACGAAGAGAAGAAAAUUGUUUAGAGUGCAAAGAAAAUGAAAAGAAAAAGAGUUUAAGGCAGUGAUGGGAAAUUUUUGUACAAUUUCUCAUCAAUAUUUCUCAUUCUCAAAUCUUUUGCUCUAGUCACACCUCCGGUAAAUUUAGCACAAUCAUCCGGAUGGGGAAUUUUAAAAGGAAAAAGGGUCAAUUUGUGUUCCACAAUUUAAAGAAAAAUAAAUCAGUCUGUGCUUAUAGACAAAUAAAAAAAAGCUUCCCAAUUGACCCUUCUCAAGUGCUUAUUUUACUGCCAGUUAAUAUACAAUUUAAUCAAAUAUAGUUUAAAUUUUAGUCAUAGAAUUUGUUCUCAAAUUGCUCUCUGCGGUGGAGCAUAAAAAUGUUAAAUUUUGAGAAUGAGAAAGAUAAAAAGUCUUCAAAAGAAAAAUUUUAUUUGCACUCUAGGCUUGAAAUAAUAGCGAGGUGUGCUUCAAAAUUGGCUUAAAAUAUCAUAAAAACUUCUUCAAAAAUAGAGAAAGAAGAUAAACUGGCAAGAAGAGAGUUAAAGGGUGUUCCAUGUUAAAUGCGCAAAAACUUUUAUAAAUGAAAGUUGAAAAGAGUUGAGGGAAUAAAUUUCUUUUGAAGAAAAUUCAAGAGUUUGAGGAGAAAAUUGUUUAAUUCGUUGAAUUAAUUUUUUAUGAAUUAAUUCUCAGAUUUUUCAAAAUUUAGAUCUUUUGAUUCAGAAAAAGCCCAUAUUAGGGGAAAAUAAUGAAGUUAAUGACAUCUAUUAAUUUAUAAAGUUCCUAAAGGUUUUUGGAGCUCUGCACAAAAAAUUACUUUAAAUAUAUUUUAAAAUAUUCUGAUGAUUUAAAACAAUAUUAAUAAAAAUUUUAUGACAUUACAAUAUUGAUUGAAUUGAUUUAGAAUUUGGGCUUAAGAGGCGUUUUAAAGAUUUAGAUUUUUUGUAGAUUAGAUUUUUUAUAUUCCUCAAUAUUUUAUAAUACCUAAUUUAUCUCUGAUUUAGACAUUUCUUCUCUAACUUUUCAAUUCAAAUUUUUUUAAAUUCUAAUUACCAAAAAAAGAAUAAAAGAAAUUCUUUCUUUCUCAAUUUUUUCAUCUAACGUGGAACACCCACUAUUUUAUAUAUAAAUCUUCAUUCUUCUGAGAAAAGCUAACAGAGAUGGUUUAAUUAAAAAAAAAACAUGCUGUUCUACUUAGAAAAAAAAAGUAAAAAGAAAAAAAAUCUUUUCCGAAAGAAAACUCUUCAUCCUUUCAUGUUGUAAUCUCGAUAUUAAUCACAGACAGAGGUGCAAUGAUAUUAAAAAAAAAUAAUAAUAUUAAAUGAAACUAUUAAUUCCUCUAGAUGUGUAGCAAUGUCACCCCAUUAUUCUUUCAUGUAUAAAAAUUAAAAUGUAAUUGUAUAUUAUAUACAAUCAUAAUUAUUUAAAUAAAAAAAAAACCUAUGUACUGUACAAGCUUCGAAGCACUUUUACAUAAACUAAAAGGAAGUUUAUAUAGAAAAAAAAAAUAAAUAAGAAAAGUAAAAGAAAUGAACAAAAUGUGAGACAUUUACGUGAUUCUAAUGCAAACAAAUAAAAACUAUAAAAUAUAACAUAAAUAGACUUUUUUUUUUAUUUUAUUAAAGUAAUCUCUUAAUAAGAGCUUUGUAAUUUUUAUUUCUUUUUAAUCCUAUAUUUAUAUAUAAAGAAAAAUCAACUCUAUAUUAUAUAUAAGAGAGAAAGUUUUUAUUAUAUUUCUAUAUUUUUUGAUAUUCUUUGUUGCAAUUUUUUUUUUGUGAAUAAUUCUUCAUUUUUUUGACUCUUGUUUUAUCAUUAUUAUAUUUUUUAUUUAAAAAUUCAUUUUUAAAUUUAUUAAAAAUGCUUCAUUUACUCAUAAGAAAAGCUAAAAAAAAAAGAAUGAAAAAGGAAAACAAGAGUCAUUACUCGAAAAUAUGUGUAAUUUCGUGUUUUAAUCAAUUUAGAAACAAAACAAGAAGAAGAAAAAAAAGAAAAGAUGAAGUGAAAAAAUAAAUCAGUUGGAUUUUAUGUGAAAAGAUGAAAAGAAGAAGAAGAGAUGGGAAUUUUCUGUAAAAUUCUUGUAUUUGUUGCAAGUAAAACGAAUAAAAGCUUUGAAAGUAA